AUGAAAGAGGAAGGGAUGAAAGAGGAAGGGAUGAAAGAUGAAGGGGUGAAAGAGGAAGGGAUGAAAGAGGAAGGGAUGAAAGAUGAAGGGGUGAAAGAGGAAGGGGUGAAAGAGGAAGGGGUGAAAGAGGAAGGGAUGAAAGAUGAAGGGGUGAAAGAUGAAGGGGUGAAAGAUGAAGGGGUGAAAGAGGAAGGGGUGAAAGAGGAAGGGAUGAAAGAGGAAGGGGUUCCCUCACUGAGAGAUGAGGCAGUCUUAGAGUCAGCCAUGGGGAGCAAGCAGCAGAGGAACCUGCACUGUUGGGUCAUUGAUGGUGAAGUCAGAUUGGCUGGCUCUGGGUCCAAUCGCUGCUCUGGAAGAGUUGAGAUCUACCACAGUGGUACCUGGGGAACAGUGUGUGAUGAUGGAUGGGAUCUACAGGAUGCUCAGGUCAUGUGCAGCCAGUUGGACUGUGGUUUGGCAGUGAGGGUCCCUCAGACAGCCCACUAUGGUGAGGGGACCGGACCAAUCUGGCUGGAUGAUGUCAGCUGUUCAGGAAGUGAAAGGUCCAUCACUGAGUGUACCCAUCCAGGAUUUGGUACUCAUAACUGUGGACACUCUGAGGACGCUGGUGUGGUCUGUUCAGAUGGUCAGAUCAGAUUGGCUGGCUCUGGGUCCAAUCGCUGCUCUGGAAGAGUUGAGAUCUACCACAGUGGUACCUGGGGAACAGUGUGUGAUGAUGGAUGGGAUCUACAGGAUGCUCAGGUCGUGUGCAGCCAGUUGGACUGUGGUUUGGCAGUGAGGGUCCCUCAGACAGCCCACUAUGGUGAGGGGACCGGACCAAUCUGGCUGGAUGAUGUCAGCUGUUCAGGAAGUGAAAGGUCCAUCACUGAGUGUACCCAUCCAGGAUUUGGUACUCAUGACUGUGGACACUCUGAGGACGCUGGUGUGGUCUGUUCAGAGAGACUCCCAAAGCCCAGCAUCUCCAUGUAUCCUGCUGCUGAGGUCCCCUGGGGUCAGAGCGUCAGCAUCACCUGUUCUGCAUCAACUUUACCUCAACAGCUGAUUUCUAAGACUUCGUUCAUCCUGGAAAAGACUUCCAGUUCCUUCAGAGAGUCCAGAACUCCAGGUAGCAGCUCUGCUUCUUUCAGUCUCCAGGAAGUGAACCUGGACCAUGAGGGACCGUACCGGUGUCAGUAUCAGAUACGAGUCUCAGGACGAGACUUCAGCUCUGCCUUCAGCGACUCCGUCAGACUCUCGGUUGCUGUCCCAAAGCAGAAGCCCAACCUCUCAAUGAUGUCCUCCAGCGGGGGGGCACUCGGGGGCUCUGAUGGCCCUGAGGUCCCCUGGGGUCAGAGCGUCAGCAUCACCUGUUCUGCAUCAACUUUACCUCAACAGCUGGUUUCUAAGACUUCGUUCAUCCUGGAAAAGACUUCCAGUUCCUUCAGAGAGUCCAGAACUCCAGGUAGCAGCUCUGCUUCUUUCAGCCUCCAGGAAGUGAACCUGGACCAUGAGGGACCGUACCGGUGUCAGUAUCAGAUACGAGUCUCAGGACGAGACUUCAGCUCUGCCUUCAGCGACUCCGUCAGACUCUCGGUUGCUGUGCCGCUGCAGCAACCCACCCUCUUCCUGGCGUCUCCCAGCGGGGGGUUGUUCUGGAGCCCUGAAGGUGCAGAGCUCACCAGAGGUCACAGCCUCCUCCUCACCUGCUCCAUUGCUCCUCAGUACCCUGGAGGUUUCUUCUCCCUCCUCUUCUCCGGGUCCAGCCUCAACGUCAGCAGGCCAGCAGUGAACCGCUCGGCCUCCUUCAGCUUCCCUGCAGUCGGAUCUGAGCAGCAGGGGAACUACAGCUGUGUGUACGAGGUCACCCUGUCCUCCAGGACCUUCACCUCCACACAGGAAGCCCCCAUCUCUCUCAUUGUCAUAUUUCCUGUGAUGGUGCUGGUCUCCUCCGUCUGUGGGGGGGGUCUCCUGCUGGUCCUGCUGGUGCUGGGGGGGGUCUUCUUCUUCCUGGUUCGCAGAAGGGGACCCGGAGACCUCAACCAAACUCAAAUGUCUGUCAGAGCCAUGAACAUAUACAAAAGGGAGGAAGAGGAGGAAGAGGAGAACAUCUAUGUGAACUUUGAUGGUGGGGACACCGAGAAGAAACAGCAAUCAAGACGAGGAGAGGAAGAGGACAUCUCCGAGCAGCCGGAGAGCUGCGCAAGCUUCAGAGAGGGAAACGAGGAGGAAGGAGAACCCAGUGACGAUGAAGAUGACUAUGUUAAUGCGACCCCCGGUAUCGUCAGUGGAGACCAUGAGGAUGUGUAUCAGAACUUCUGAGGAGUCCAGCAGAGUGUCAGGAAACACAGCUUUAUGAUGGAGUAGAUACCAGUGGUUUCCGCCUCAGGAGAAGCUGGAUCUGAUACAGUUGAGAGUCUUGUCUGCUCAAUUUGGGAAAUGUAUCUACUAAAGAAUGUAUUAUUGUUGUUGUUGUUGUUGUUGUUGUUGUUGUUGUUGUUGUUGUUGUAAUAUCUACUAAAGAAUGUAUUAUAUUGUUGUUGUUGUUGUUGUUGUUGUUGUUGUUGUUGUAACACUUUAGUGUAAUGAAGCCUCAUUAUGUGUUUUCAGAUCGGCCCUCAGAGGUCCAACAUGUGAUGAUCUUCAGGAUGUAUUUGAUGCUGUCACAGAUAUGUGUGCUUUACUUCCUGAUCAUGCUGAUCAUUCCACAGACCGUCGGUUUCACUUCCUGUCUUUUGUUUUUUCUGGCCGGUGUGAUUGUAUGUUGUAUCGGUGGCGUAUUUCCCGCCUUUGUUUCCCACACCCUUGUUCAGUUUUUGGCGUGGUCCCCCUUGUUUAAAAGCUCUAUUUUGUUACCCUUUUCCUGCCUCCUUCUCUUACUGCAACCCUUUUGCCUAAAUCCUACAUUCAGUGAAAGAUGUGGAAACAGGAAUGGUCCAUUUAGAAAUAGACCUUUCUUGUUUGUUCUUCAGUUUUCUUGAGCUGGAUAAAUAAAGACAAUACAUUUCAAAGUGUGAAAAAAUGGACCCCUUGAAAUCUCUGAUAGGGUCCUUAUGCUACUAAUCUAGAGGCUAGUUUGCUCUUAGUUUGCUGUUCAGUUUCCGGCCAUUAUGUUCAAGUUUGAACUUUCUGCUUUUCCUGUCAGGUUUUUAUACACGUUGAUUCAAAACACGCACAAAAUCAGGUGGAUAUAAAAUGUACCGAAAGACAGUGAGUGGAAUCAGAGGCGAUCUUCAUCUAUCUGUUGUAAUAACAACUCCUGAACGAGGGCCUUCAUAUUUUUCUGAAAAUCAAACUUUAUUAAAUUUCAA
Molecule: messenger RNA, 3287 nt
Organism: Eleginops maclovinus (Patagonian blennie)
Lineage: Eukaryota; Metazoa; Chordata; Actinopteri; Perciformes; Eleginopidae
Exons: 9
Coding region: 1-2298 (765 amino acids)
Cellular component (GO): membrane
Source: RefSeq, a predicted model, not a curated record